This is a messenger RNA of Venustampulla echinocandica, 984 nucleotides long. RefSeq lists its product as uncharacterized. Gene Ontology annotation, molecular function: mannosyltransferase activity. Gene Ontology annotation, biological process: mannosyl-inositol phosphorylceramide biosynthetic process. NCBI's taxonomy places the organism in Eukaryota, Fungi, Ascomycota, Leotiomycetes, Helotiales, Pleuroascaceae. The transcript is spliced from 3 exons. The coding region runs from base 1 to 984 and encodes 327 amino acids. The record is from RefSeq and is a predicted model, not a curated record.
AUGCGCCUCCGCGCCGACCUGGCCAUUCUUCUGCUGCUCGUCUUCCUGGCGUUGGCCUUCAUCGCCACGCGUAUCGCCAGCUUCGUCCGCAUCUUCUUCGAGCAUUCCGGCAUCGCCCUCACCCAGGAUGAGGUCGCCAUCGCUCACAACUCCACCUCAAACCCAGAUCGAAGGCCGCAGUUGAUCCCCAAGAUCAUCCACCAGGUUUUUCACAACUGGCGCGACCCGGGAAAUGAGACUAUUCCCUCCGAUUGGGAUGAUCUCCGCCAGUCGUGCAUAGAUUUAAAUCCCACCUGGGAAUACAAACUAUGGACGGAGAAAACGUCCCGAGAAUUUAUAGCAACACAUUAUCCAUGGUUUCUAACCACCUACGAUGGAUACAGCUUCCCCGUGCAGAGGGUUGAUACCGUGCGCUAUUUCUUGCUACUACACUAUGGUGGAAUCUAUCUCGACCUAGACAAUGGCUGUCUCGCCGACCUCACUCCCCUCCUCUACUACCCAGCCUGGAUUACAGAUGGUGGCCGUGGAGCCCUCAGUAACAACAUCCUUGGCGCCCGGCCGAACCAUCCAUUCUGGACCCUCCUCACAAACUCUCUAAUCCCAUAUAACUAUAAUUAUUUUUUCCCAUACGUCACAAUUAGCUAUGCCAGCGGGCAAUGGUUUGAAACGGACAUCUGGCAGAAAUACCACGCCCUGCUCCCCGCUCCCGGAAAGGAUGGAACGCAGGAGAAUAGAUUGUUUCGCAUCAUGAUGGACGAUCGACCAGAGGCCGAUCCCUGGCUGUACUUCAGUCAGGCCCGGGGUGGCACGUGGGUGAAUUGGGAUAACCGGAUGUUCUUGUGGAUUGGAGACCACCUUAUCUUGCUGGCGCUUGGUGUAUGCGGCAUAGUAGGCCUGGUUUGGUGGGCCAUGGCAAGGACGGUGUGUCGGAAAAAUAGAGGCUAUGCGAAACUCAAAAGUAAGCACAAAGAUGACGAUGUUUAG